Vespa velutina is the source of this 3149-nucleotide messenger RNA. RefSeq names its product neurotrophin 1 (gene spz). Bases 1007 to 1855 code for a protein of 282 amino acids. The record is from RefSeq and is a predicted model, not a curated record. Gene Ontology annotation, cellular component: extracellular region. Lineage: Eukaryota; Metazoa; Arthropoda; Insecta; Hymenoptera; Vespidae. Gene Ontology annotation, biological process: innate immune response; regulation of Toll signaling pathway; central nervous system formation. The transcript has 6 exons. Gene Ontology annotation, molecular function: Toll binding; growth factor activity.
AUAAAUAUUUUUAAAAUUUAGAAUAGGUAUUGUAGAAAUUUCUCUUUGAUAAAAAAAAAAAGAAAAAAAGAAAAAAAAAAAAAUUCACAGCUAAUUUCAGAAGAAUUUAUAAUCACUUCCGAGAUUGUGGUUAAGAACAGUAGUUUAAUAAUCGUAGUAAAAUUCCCCUUCCCAAUUAGCGGAAAUGACACACUAUGUUGAGCGGGAUUUAUUUGGUUAUCCCCACCUCUGUAUAACAUACAUUUUCACUUGUUUUUACUUUUGAAAAAUCCGCAAUGCUUACAAAAUCUGUCCUAAGAUGUCUAUUUGUGCGAUAUAAAUAUUUUUUCCUGUCAUUUGCGUAAGGUUCAUCAAUGAACACUAUUAUUGCACAUUAUAUGCAUCUCACUACUUAAAAAUAUACUUUCAACGAUGAAAGUUUAUGUGACCUUCGUAUCAGAGUAUUACAAUUUAAUAUCACGCCACAAAAUCCGGUUUUCAGUAUCAUCCUGGUAUUGCGAUUAGCCGGUGAUAAACAACCACAAGUGAUUAAAUGUACAUAUAUAUAUAUAUCGUGCUCCCCUAUCGAUGUUAUUAAUCCUAACCUGACAAUCUUUGGAAUGUGUUAUCCUUUAUUUCUUUAAAUGCAAUGAGCUUUUAGCGUGAAUUAGAAGAAUUUUUCUUGUCAUUUUUUUAAUUUUAUUCUUUAAUCUCCUGCAAUUUUCAAAUUAGUUUUUAAAUGAAUCUAAACAGAACAUCGUAUUUUAAUCGUCUUAUCUAAAGUGUCAAUUAUUAUUGGCACAUAGGCAAAGAGAUAAUAAAAAGAAAAAAUAUAUAUAUAUGUAUGUAUGUUGUUUGUAUGUAUAUAUAUAUAUAUAUAUAAAUUUAUGUGUAUACAAUAAGUGAAUAUACAAAGAAGAGGGAAAAAGUGAAAAAAACGUAAAGGAAUAUUCGAAAGAAGCUUUAAGGGAAAAGAAUAAGAAACUACUUUGUUGUGUUUAAAAAAGUAUUCGAUUAAAUAAAAAAAAUGAUGAAACGAGAAACUAAUAGUUUCGAUCGAAUUUUCGUGAGUGGAUGUAUUGUACUUCUGUUUUUUAAAAAUAUUCAUACUUAUCCACAUGAAGAAUUUCAAUCCUCAAAAUCAUCGAUGGAUAGAAAUUGGGAAUUAAAUAAUAAUGUCUCAGCACAACAUGCAAUUCAGACUAAAAUUAUUACACAUAGAGAGGAUCAAUCAUCAGGAUCUACAACAAACCAUAUGUAUGGUCAGGAUAUGAGUGUAAGAGAUGGAAAAUUUGUUUUUCCUACGGAAGAUAUACCAACAAGUCAGUCACACAAAAACACAUUAUUAUUACCAGCACCAGUUUGUAAUGGAACAACUUUUUGUGAAAAAGUAUUUGAAUAUCCUGAAGAAAUAAUAAAUGCUGCAAUUCAGCGAAAUAAUAGUAUUAAAUAUUUAGCAACUGUAGAUGCAAUACCUGAUAUUGUACAAAGAGUUGAUACGACGGAUGAUGCACCUCUUUGUUUAUCUAGUGAACAAGUAAUUUAUCCAAAAUCUGCAGAAAGUAAAAAUAAGGAAUGGUUAUUUAUUGUAAAUCAAGAAAAUUUUAAGCAAGGUGUACGAAUUGAAACAUGCAGUAAUGAAAAUAGUGAAUGUAAUAUAGUCAAUGGUCUUGCUGAAGGCUAUAAAACUACAUGUAAACAAAAGUACAUUUACCGUCAGUUAGCUGCUGUUUCAAAUAAUGGUAAGAUUAAUCCAGAAAUGUUUCGUUUCCCAUCAAGUUGUUGUUGUCAUGUUAAAUUUAUUGGAAAUUCAUUGACCAGAAUGGGAAUUGGUAAUCAAAGAAGUCAAAAAACUGAGAUAAAAAAUCGUAAAUAGUAAACUAUGAUUUUUAUGAUGCGUUUAUAAAAUUUAUAUCCCAUAUUUUACUUCACAAAAAUUUUACUGAAUUUCCAAUAAAUAUUUUUAUUUUUAUUAAGCAAAUAAAAAAUUACAUUAAUAUAUAAUAAAUAUUUUAUGAUUAUUAAUCCCUAAAGGUUCAUAUAUAAGUGUUCUCAACAACAUUCUUUAAACCAUUAGGGGUUAACGUUAAACAAUUUUUUAUAAUGUAUAAAAUUAUGAUCUUAUUACAAUAAAAGGAAAGAUUAACAAUUCAUGUUAAACAUAGAAUUUAUACAAUGUUAUGAAUUUCUUAUAUAAUAUUUAUAAUAAUACAGUAAAUAGUUAAUUAAUUUGAGCAAAUUAUAUAUUUCCUUAAUUAAAAACAAAAUGUACAAUAGAUUAUAUCAUAUGAAAGUAACAAAAUUUGUUUAUACAUUUUAAUAAUGAAAACAGUGUGUGUGUAUAUAUAUGUAUUGUAUAUAUAACUAAUAAAUUUAAAUAAUUUGAAUAUUCCUGAAAAAAAUUAACCCAAAUUUCAAUUUUAAUAUAUUAUUUUCGAUAAGACAUACAUUUAUUUUCAAUAAGACAUACAUUAGGUGACAAAACACACUUUGCUAUAGUAUAGCUGUAAAUUUUUAUUAUCAUUUAUAAUAACAAUAACAGGGCUUCAAUGUAUAAUUUUUCUAUGCAUUUCAUUUACUAUAUUUAAUUCUAAGAAUAUCAUGAAAUAGAAUAAACGAAUUGUAGUAUCAUGCAAAUUAGAUGGAUUAGGGAAAGUAUUUUUAAAAGAAUGUAAGUUAAAUAUUAUCGUAUUACUCAAUUGAUGUUCAUUUUUUUUUUUUUUUUUUUUUUUUUUUUUGAAAAAAAUUGUAUUUAUGAUAUUUGGAAAUAAUGAGAAUUUGCUUAUUUAUGAAUAAAAAAAAACACAAAAAAAGCAAAUUUAUAAAAAAUAAUCUACUAUAAGUAUACAACUUUGUACAUGGUGAUCUAAAUAUCAAGACCAAUAAAUAUAUAUGACUGCAAAGGGUAAAACAUUAUAUUUUUAUAUUAAAUAAACUAAGAUGAUAAUACGAUAUACUGUGAUAUCAUGAUGUGCUUUGGAAUGUUAUUAACCCAAAUGAAAACUGUAACCAUUGUAAAAUUCAGUUCGAAAUUGAAAGCCUCCAUCUUGAGCAAAAAAGGUUGGAAACAUUCCACGAGGAUCCACAUCUAUAAAAAUUUUUUAUCAUUUUGAAAUAUUCAUAGUUUUGUAUUAAGUCAUUGAAUAAUAAAUAAUUUUACAUACCUUGCA